AUGAAUCACCUUCCGCAAGCUUGGGGCCGUCCUAGAGACGAUGUUUAUGGUGCAUAUGAUGCUUCAUAUCUUCAACAAAAUGGACCAAAUCAACACACUCAAUCACCCAUCGUCACUGGUACAUCGGUUGUGGCGUUAAAGUUUAAAGAUGGUGUCGUAAUCGCAGCAGAUAACUUGGCAUCAUAUGGUUCUCUCGCACGAUUCACAGACGUAAAACGUCUUCGAAAGUUCGCAGAUACAUCCGUUGUUGGAUUUGGUGGCGACGUAUCAGAUAUGCAAUACCUGGACCGCCUUCUCCAGUCCCUCGAUACCGAAGAAGCAUACGGCGCAUCAGGUCACACCCUCAAUGCUCAUAAUCUCCACAAAUAUCUCUCCAAAGUCCUUUACAAGCGUCGAUCCGAUUUCAAUCCCUUAUGGAACACUUUACUGGUUGCAGGAUUGGAUGAACAUGAUAAACCUUUCUUGGCGAGCGCCGAUUUAUUGGGCACCACAUUCUCUUCUCCAAGUUUGGCUACUGGAUUCGGUGCGCAUUUGGCUCAGCCGUUGUUAAGAAAGGUUGCACCAGAUGAGGAGGCUGCUGCGAAGUUGACCAAAGAAGUGGCUUUAGAGGCAGUUAAAGAGAGCAUGAAGGUCUUGUUUUACAGAGAUGCUAGGAGUAUGGACAAGUAUUCGAUUGCGGUUAUCACAAAGGAGGGUAUCGAUUUGAAGGAGAACGAAGAAUUGGAGAAGCAAAGUUGGGCUUUCGCUGAACAAAUUCGGGGAUACGGGACCCAGGUCAACUAA
Botrytis sinoallii is the source of this 783-nucleotide messenger RNA. RefSeq lists its product as uncharacterized. The coding region runs from base 1 to 783 and encodes 260 amino acids. The record is from RefSeq and is a predicted model, not a curated record. NCBI's taxonomy places the organism in Eukaryota, Fungi, Ascomycota, Leotiomycetes, Helotiales, Sclerotiniaceae. Gene Ontology annotation, cellular component: proteasome core complex. The transcript has 4 exons.